This is a messenger RNA of Schistocerca serialis cubense, 964 nucleotides long. RefSeq lists its product as uncharacterized. The record is from RefSeq and is a predicted model, not a curated record. The transcript has 4 exons. The coding region runs from base 60 to 455 and encodes 131 amino acids. Lineage: Eukaryota; Metazoa; Arthropoda; Insecta; Orthoptera; Acrididae.
ACCUAAGCAAUCUGGUGACUUCCUCAUGCAAAGAUUCAGUGGGAUGUAGACCACAGUCUAUGCUACUUCCCAGUUGUGCCCCUUCUUACGAGCCAGUGAAUUCUGUGUCUGCAAACUAUCCACUGUCACAUGUAAGUUACCACAGUGUGUCCUGUUCUCCAUUACCUUUGAAGAAAGAUGCUUCAUACCCACUGUACUCUCAGUUCUUCAGCUACUCACAAAGAGAUGUUGUAGGAAAUGGAGCACCUUUAUCAGUCAUUGCUGCUCAGCCUUCUGAUGUGACGACUUUUACACCUGGAGCCAUCAUAUCACAUACACCACUGCCAUCACCAUCUAAUUAUUAUUAUGCAUGGUUUUCUCAGAGUGAACAACGCCAGGAUAAACAAUAUCACAACACCCUUCCAGGGUAUGAACUGAACAACAACAUUUACAUGCCCUCAUAUCAGUACUUCUGAAUGUUAAUUCAGAAUACAUUGAUGCUGGACUGAAGAAAACUGUGAUAAAAAACUGGCAUUUCUUCCCUGUGGAAGAAUUGGUACCUUAUAUACGUAGCAGUAUUCAAGUUGUUCAGUAUUUUUGAGAUUGCACUGGCAAGGUAACAUGUCAGAUACACAGGGUGAACCAGAACACCACUGACAAAAUUUCAGAGGUUUUUAUAUGCCAAAAUACUCGGAUAAUACUCCUGAACAACCUCAACAGUUUUGUCAAUGGAGUUCUGGUUCACCGUGUAUUUUAAUUUCAGACAACAGUUGGAAAUCCAGUGUUUUACCUAGUUUUUAAUAAUAUUUGUUAACACACUUGAGUUUGAAGUGUAUAUAUAACAAUAACAAAUUAUCACCGUUUGUUACCAAUUAGAUUGAAUUUGAAACUUCCUGGCAGAUUAAAACUGUGUGCCACACCGAGACACGAACUCGGGAUCUUUGCCUUUCACGGGCAAGUGCUCUACCAUCUGAGCUACCUAAGG